AACAAAUAGCCUCGAAAUGUUUCAAAACAGCUGUUUAUUGGCCUUACUCAUCAAUGACGUGAAUUUUCUGUUUUUAUUAUCAUAAAUCCAUGAUAAGGUAAAUAAAACAAUUUAAAAGUAAUGUGACGAGCGGAUAUUUGUCAUUUACAAGACAAUAACAAUAGUGACCGCAGUAGACAAUAGUGAAUUGUACACCAGUUAACUUAUUGAAAUUAUCUAAAACUUAAAACAUGGAUCAGAAACCACAAAUCUACUCCAAAUAUGCCAUCUUGACACGUACAACUGAGUUGCGAAUGCAUACUUCCGCUGAAGUACCGUGUGAUCGUUCUACUGAGGUGCAAACAUUUACAAUGGUGGGUGGUACACUCAUAAAAAUGUUUCAAACGAAAGUACCCGUAGAAAUUGCCGGCUCUAGAAAUAUGAGCACAGUGCAAAUACUUGACCUGGUGCAUCACAAACCGAUAUAUGAAAAUCUUUAUGAAUGUCCACAAGACAAUUUGUUGAAAGUGAGUGAGACGUUGUGGCCAUAUGUAAUUGCCAUAAUGGAACCAGAACGGCGAUUACAGUUGGUAAAGAAGAUUGAACAUUGUAAAUGGAUAAUCUACCUGAAAAUUAAUGAUUUAGUUCGCGUCUCGGGUGCAGCGUUUGGUAAAAAAUCGAUUUAUUACGACUGCAUCAUACGAUACAUCGGCAACGUUGCUGAACUUUAUCCCGUUGGCUACGUCUUCGGUCUGGAGUUGCUGCAUUUAGACAACGGCUACUCACCCCAGUCAGAGGAUAUUCCUUUUUCAAUAAAUUACAUGCAAUGUGAGCCGAGUCUUUCCAUAUUCUCAACCGCCGAUAAUUUACUGCAGCUACCAAGCGAUAUUAAGAAGAAAUUUUCUAUGCAAAAUCUUAUAGGCGAGACGUUAUACAAAGUAAAAACGGCUAUUGUACCAUCUACUUGUGGCAACGGCAGUGGUGGCGGCAGCAACACAAACUCCUUGCGCAGACCAAAGAAACAAAAAAAGAAGGUACCGACUUCACAAUUUUAUGCCGACACUAGUUCUCCACCUGCUGAGGACACUAAACAAGUUGUAAACAACAGUGUGCCUGAUUACAGUCACGUGCUCGAAAUGGAUCGUGACAGUAACAAACAGAAGAGUACAGAUGAGUUCGAUAAUGGUAAUCAAAUGAUACCAAUAGAAAGUGAUGACUACAAGCAAAGUAUUGAGAACUAUGAACGUAGUCUAGAAAGACAGCGUGGCAUUCCCCCUGCAACUACGACUGUAACAGCGCCGGUAGGCAUAUUAAAGCGACAUACACCUACUGCUUUCGGCAGUGGAGAUGUUGGUAACAAUAAAGAUGCUGUGAGUGGCACAGUACACCCACUGAAUCUGAUGAGUAUGGAAGAUCGCGAUAUAGUUGUGAUUGAUCGCGCUGAUAUACAUGAGUCUACAAAAAAUGAGUCGAAUGUUAUUGUGGUGGAUAAAAAUAUGAAGCAAGACUAUGAUUUGGCGGAUUUAUUAGGUAGCAAUUGGCCAAGCAAUGCAGGAGGCGCCGCCUCUAUACUAAAUAACAAACAACCGAUAAAACAACAGCAUACAACUGCUAACGCUAAUUACGAUUUAGCACAAACAAAAGGGGCGCGUAAUAAAUCGCCCAACCCUUUAGCACACUUUGGUGGCAAUAAGACCGCAGGAAAUGCUGCUAUGGAUGGUUUUAUUGGCGGCGAACUGGCAAGCGACGAACGAAAUAAAUAUGCUAAUUCGCGUGAUUCACCGGUCUACGACAAUUUGGUUGAUAUCGAUACACCACCGGCUGAAGUGGAGUUGGUGAAAUAUACGCCCUUGCAAGAUAUACCCGACACCGCAUUAGGCGUUGGUUCAAUGGUGGAGGUAUCCAUACCGGAGGCGUCGGAGAAUUUGUACGGCGUUAUACGUUGGAUAGGCACUGCGCAGGGACGUAAACAAAUUAUGGUUGGCGUGGAACUUGAAGAGGAUCAGGACGAUCGUACAUUGCCGACCACUAAUGGCAUCUAUAAAUGCGUGCGUUAUUUCAAGUGUCAUGACGGCCGCGCACUUUUCGUCACUUCAGAUCGCUGCUGCACAGAUCGCCGCUUCAUUGAGUUGGAUGGUAAGGCUGCUGCAAAUAUACCGACCGAUUCGAAAAUGUUCGGACAAGUUGAUUGUCCGUCGGUGCCAGGCGCGGUUGCACCAUUAAAGAUUAAAAGUUUGGAAGAGUUGGAGGAAAAUUGUGGCAAGUUCAAAGGUAUACAAGGACAUCAUAAUUCCUGUUAUCUGGAUGCAACAUUGUUUGCCAUGUUCACUUUUACGCCGGUCUUCGAUUCGUUGCUUUUCCGACCGCAGGAGGCUGAUGAUAUUCCCAGCUAUAUGGAGGUACAGAAGGUGUUGCGCGAAGAGAUCGUCAAUCCGCUGCGCAAAAAUGUUUUUGUACGCGCCGAUCGUGUCAUGAAAUUACGUCAGCUAUUGGAUAAACUAAGCUCCGUUAGUGGUUUGACCAGUGAAGAGAAAGAUCCCGAGGAAUUUCUCAAUAGUUUGUUAGCGCAAAUAAUGCGCGUAGAACCGUUUUUGAAGCUGAGUUCUGGUCAAGAUGCCUAUUUCUAUCAGUUGUUCGUUGAAAAGGAUGAGCGUUUGUGUUUCCCCACAGUACAACAACUAUUCGAACAGAGUUUUCAUUCAUCCGAUAUCAAAUUGAAGGAAGUGCCGUCAUGCUUGAUUAUACAAAUGCCGCGCUUCGGCAAAAAUUUCAAAAUGUAUCCCAGAAUUUUGCCCUCUCAACUGCUGGAUGUCACCGAUAUCAUUGAGGACUCUCCCCGCCAAUGUUCUGUAUGCGGCAAGUUAGCCGAGUAUGAGUGCCGCGAUUGCUACGGUGUUCUGCAAGGUGGUGUUGGUUUGGAGAGUACAGCAUUUUGCCUUAAAUGCCGCGAUACUGUACAUAUGCAUGCGCGCAGAACAAACCAUACGCCAAAGAAAUUGUCAGUGCCGCAAGAUUUCCGUAUAAUGGCCGAUCACAUGACAGUUCCGCGCUUGUAUAUGGAAUUAUUUGCUGUCGUUUGCAUAGAGACUUCGCAUUAUGUCGCGUUCGUUAAGGCCGGUUCGGGUCCCGAUGCACCUUGGUGUUUUUUCGAUUCCAUGGCCGAUCGUAAAGGCGAGAAGAAUGGCUAUAAUAUACCGGAGAUGAUAACGGUACCCGAUUUACCGCUUUGGCUUUCGGAGGAGGGUGCGCGUGUGGUUAAUGAGACAUCGACGAAUGACAAAAUGUUGCCGGAACACGCGAAGCGACUUUUCUGUGAUGCCUAUAUGUGCAUGUAUCAGAGCACCGAUGUGAUGAUGUACCGCUAAUGUAGAGAGAGAGUGCGCAAUCAUAGACACAGCUUUAAAAGUACACACUUAACUAAAUUAUAGUUUUAUUCCUUUACAUAAGCAUAUUUAUACAUAUAUAUAUAAUAUCAUAUGAAUAAUGUAUUGUUUUGCAUGAAAUGACACCAACAACAAAAAUUUAUAAUUAACAAAAUCCAUACAUACAAUUUAAAUUAAUAAAAUGAAGU
Messenger RNA from Zeugodacus cucurbitae (melon fly), 3550 nucleotides. RefSeq lists its product as uncharacterized. Gene Ontology annotation, molecular function: cysteine-type deubiquitinase activity; K63-linked deubiquitinase activity. Bases 231 to 3344 code for a protein of 1037 amino acids. Lineage: Eukaryota; Metazoa; Arthropoda; Insecta; Diptera; Tephritidae. Gene Ontology annotation, cellular component: cytosol. Gene Ontology annotation, biological process: protein K63-linked deubiquitination. The transcript has 11 exons. The record is from RefSeq and is a predicted model, not a curated record.